CAUUCGCUUUCCAGUUCAAUUUAAUUCGUUUUGGGUGGAUUUUUUUGAUCUACUUUGUCGAAAUAAUCUCACGCGUAGUUAAGGAUAAAUCCUUUUCUAAUUGUGUCCUUGGAUGCUGGGAUAUUUCUAACGUGAGAAUAAUUUUGCAUAUAAUUAUUUAUAUGCUUUUGGUUUUUGUGUCGUUAUUAGAUAUUUAGUUUACGGCGUUAUAACGAAGAUAUUACAUAAAUGUUAUUUUGAGAUUGAUAAGCCUAUAUAUAGCAAUUUGGUAUCCUCGCGGAAACUCUGUGAAACUUCCGGACAACGAUUAUUACUGUCAUCUUCAACUAAAUUCACGAGAACGAAAUGAUUUUCGCUACGUACACUUUGCAUCCUAUACCACAUACUUGUGAUUUCGACUCAACGACUCUUAGUGAAAAGUUUUAAUUCAGGAAAAGUUAAAGAAAACCCAAUAUCAAUUGUUUGACAUUUGUCAAUGUGAAAAACUUAGUUAGACCACUACAAUUAUAACUCCUACCACUUCGAUAAAUUGAAGUACAUACAAAAAUCACUGCGAAGGUGAACAGAACUCUUGAUGCAUUCAUUAAGUUGGACGACGCGUGUAAUAUCGCGGGCGUUGAGAAGUGGAUUCUCGACGCUAUUAGAGACGGCCAGUAAUGCAACUGCGAAUGCGAAUAGUGCCUCAAAACAGCGCCCACACUUUGUGUCUGUAGUGUGUGGCUUCCCAAAAGACUUCCUCACCUCCAAAUAUAAGCCUGGCAAAUAUGGCGAGGAUUCGUGGUUCAAAACGUCAACUACCCAUGCUGAUGUCCUAGGUGUCGCUGACGGCGUUGGUGGUUGGCGAAAUUACGGCAUCGAUCCCGGCGAGUUCAGUUCAUUUUUAAUGAAGACUUGUGAGCGUCUAGUCCAUUGUGUUAAUUUUAAUCCCCAACGUCCUGUGAAUCUCUUAGCGUAUAGUUAUUGUGAAUUGCUUGAACAAAAGAAGCCCAUAUUAGGCAGCAGUACCGCUUGUGUGCUGGUGUUGAAUCGUGAGAAUAGCACUGUUUAUACCGCCAAUAUCGGAGAUAGCGGUUUUAUGGUGGUACGUAAAGGCGAAAUCAUUCACAAGUCCGAAGAACAACAACAUUAUUUCAAUACACCGUUUCAACUAUCGUUGCCGCCACCCGGACACGGUCACAACGUGUUGAGCGAUAGUCCCGAUUCGGCGGAUACGCUUAGCUUCGCUGUUAAGGAGGGCGAUGUCAUAUUGGUGGCUACUGAUGGCGUCUUUGACAAUGUGCCCGAGCGUUUGUUGCUCGAUGUGCUCAAAGAGUGCGAGGGCGUCACAGAUCCCGUGAAACUACAGAUGACCGCCAACUCAUUAGCAUUGAUGGCGCGCUCAUUAUCUUUUGACAGCGAAUUUAUGUCGCCAUUUGCAAUAAAUGCCCGACGCAAUAAUAUCAAUGCAACAGGUGGCAAACCUGAUGAUAUAACUGUGGUACUCGCAACUGUAGCAAUGUGAAAUUAAGUUAAUUUUAGUUUUAAUUUGUUAAACGUGUAGGAUAUUCUCAUUUUAUUCGCGUCUCUCAUGCAGUGGUGCUGUGCCGCGGUGCUGGCUGCUUUUUGCUGUGGCAUUACUGCUAAUAAUGAUUGCUGGCCACAAUUAGUGAAAUGAUGGUGAUUCGUCUGUCAGUCAGUCGGUCAGUGUCGUAUUUGGUCAGUGUUUGUGUCAGUGUGAGGAAUUGUAUUUUUCACACAUUUUGCAUGUGUGUAAACCACUUCCUAUUACAAUAAUAACAACGACAAAUUAUAGAUUUGCGAUGCUAGAUAAUUAUUACUACUAAUUAUACCUCUUCCCUUAUCAUUUAGUUGUAAGUUACUUAUUUAUAAUUUAGCAUAUUUGUGAAUAUUUGCGUGCGAUUAACUCUGUACUUGUAUUUUUUUUUAUUUUUUUAUUUUAAUUAUUAUUAUUAUUAUUUCCUUAGCGUUUAAUUUUGCUUUUAAGUGCAAACAGUUUAAUUAUUAUUUAAUUAGAUAACAUUCAUCUCUUACGGCUUAGCUACUGUAUGUAAAAAUUGUGAUGAAAGAGCUACUCAUACACACUCAACAUCUCUCCUCAUUGGUUAUAAAAUUUUAUAAAGGAAAAAUAUCAAAAAAUGCCAAAAGUUUGUGUUUUUAUAUUUCAUUUCAUUUGAGUAUAUUUCACUUGUGUAUGUAAAGAUUUGCAGCGUUGGUCGUCAUACAGUAUAAUCAUAUACAUAUAUAUAUAUUGAUAAUGCAUAGAUUAGAUUAUCUAUAGACAAUUAUAAAACAAUUGUGCAAACAAGAUGCAUAUAGCUACAUAUGUACAUACAGAUAUUUAUGUUUUCAAUCAAAAAUGAAUUUGAAACAUUUUGAAGCGCUCCAAAAGAAUUUGCUUGAAUCAAUUCUUCUGUGCUCAUUGUAUUGUGAUAUGAACAAUUUUUGAAAUUUCAGCGAACCAGCCACUAUCAUCCAUUAUUUCACUAAAUAUUAUAAAAUUACAUUCGAAAGUAUGUAUGUAGAACAAUAAGAAACGAAAUAAUCGAAGAAUGUCGGAGCUAAUGCUCAAAAGUAACGUGUAGUUGUAGUAUGUUAUUAAACAGUAAAAUAUGCGAAAGUUAUGAUGUUUGCUAAAUUCGAAAUUGUAGUUAAAUAAAAACAAAUUUGGACUGAAUAUUAAACAUAAAACAAAUUAUGUCUUUUAACAAUAAAAAAAAAACAUUUGCUUAAUUGUCAUUAAUUCGCGUGAACAUAACAAGUGCACAAGUGAGUGUGAAUUACUUGUGUAUGGGAUUGAAUAAAGCUACUUAGUAGGCAGUUCAAGAAGUUAAAAUUUUUAGAGUUUUCCAUUGAAAUCGGAAGAUAUCAGAAUUACAAAAAAAAAAA
This is a messenger RNA of Ceratitis capitata (Mediterranean fruit fly), 2886 nucleotides long. Its product is annotated as protein phosphatase PTC7 homolog. The transcript is spliced from 5 exons. The record is from RefSeq and is a predicted model, not a curated record. Bases 575 to 1501 code for a protein of 308 amino acids. NCBI's taxonomy places the organism in Eukaryota, Metazoa, Arthropoda, Insecta, Diptera, Tephritidae.